Messenger RNA from Durusdinium trenchii, 1911 nucleotides. Lineage: Eukaryota; Dinophyceae; Suessiales; Symbiodiniaceae. The record is from the annotation of a GenBank genome assembly.
GUUAAAUAAGACACAUAGUUUUUGGCUGCCAAGCAGCUCUCUUGCGUGGUCAAUCAUGGCUGAUCAAUCCAAAAUGUACCGCUGGGAUGGGUCGUUUGACUUCAAACGGCGGGAGGACUGGGAUUACAAGCAUUCGUACAGCUUCAUGGCCGGAUGGCUAGGUCAAGAUGAGGCCAAGGAAGCGCAGCGUCGAAAGAAGAAGAUAGGGACGGUAGAUGAACAAGCACCACCGCUUCCAAAGGACAAUAGCUUGGUCGAAACAAUCGAGAAGACUGCGAAGCACGUGCACAGGUCGAAUGACCCCACAGUCUUCGAACAUUUGAUUCAGGAGAAGAACAAAGGAAGAGCUGGAUGGGACUUCCUGCAGGAAGGAGGUGAAGGCCGUGAGUACUACCUCUUUUGCCGACAUUGUUGCGAACGAGAGGUUGAACCAAGACCACUGGCACUCCACGCUCGGAAAGUGAAGGAAGACCGCGAACUGAAGCAGGCCAAUGCAAAAGCCAAUGUGUUCACAGGAUAUCAAGGGACAGAAAUACCCAAGAAGACGGAAAAGGAUGCAAAAUUCCAAAUUGGAGAGUUGAUGGAAGUCAUUGGUGUCAAAAGCAAACCAGAUUACAACGGCAAAAUCGUUCGCGUGAUGAAGUUCUACCCCGAGGCCGAUAGGUACGAAGUCAAGUUCGAAGGCGGCCGCUAUGAUACGGUGGUUGUGAAGCUGAAAGAAGAAAAUUUGAUGUAUUCCGCCAUGCGGGAGAAAGAGGUUCAAGAGCGGAAGGAGAUGCCUGAGGGAGAAAUCCCAAAUGGGACCAAGGUUGAAAUCAGUGGCCUUCAAAGCGAUGCGGCCAAGUGGAUGAACGGUCAGAAGGCGAUUGUCGUUUGCUGGGACAAGGACACCGAGCGGUAUGAGGUUCGUUUGAGCAUCAACAAUGAUGUCAAGAAGGUGAAAGCAGCCAAUUUGAGACUAGAAGUUCCAGAAGGAUGGGAGGAGCACUGGGAUGAGCAUUUGGGUCGACACUACUACGUCAACAUGUCAACACAGAAGGUCACAUGGAAGCAUCCGACGGUGACCAACCAACGCGGGAAGUUCGGACAGGUGAGGGAGAAAUUGGAUGCCGACCUCGAAGAGGUGGAGCUGGACCAUGAGCGAAAGCACUACGAGGUCGAUGAUCAGGAAGAGAUGGAGGGCCAAUUCAACUUGCAAGCCUUGGUGAAGAAAGUUGAGGAGCAGGAGGAAAGAAGAGAAGCGGCAGAAGAAGCUGGUCAAGAUGUUGAUAGCGAUGAUGGGCUUCAUGAUAUGGCAAAGCCCAAGAAAAAGAAAGCAAAGAAAGAGAAGGUUUCACCUGAAUCCAUCGUGGAGAAGGCGUUGCUUUUGAUCGAGCACACCUUCGUGGCGCGCGAAUCCAUUAAGAAGGACUAUUCGCGCCUGGAUGGCAAUUUCGUUGCCCGGGACCUGGAUCCUGUCAUCCAAAGAUGGGAGGCUCUGGAGCGGAUUUCAGAGGCGCCAGAUGAGUUGUGCAAAGAAACCUUCGAAGUGAUGUUGGCUCUAAUACAACGAGGUGCAGAUCUUCUGAAAGAGUUAGUGGCCAAGCGAAUCCAAGCGAUACCGGCCUUCUCUUCGUGCCCGUUGGACGGGUGUUUCUGCCGAGUACUGUAUGUCCUGCUUAGGCUAUCGCAGAAUCGUUUGCAGCUCUCUGAGUUGAACAAGGUCUUGAAUCGCGUCACGACGAUUGAGAAGAGAGAGGAGCUCUACGAAGAUGCCAAAUGGGUGCACUCCUUCAUGAAGACUCUUUAAACGUCAACCUCAAGUGGUUUUCCUACCUCUCCAGAACGACCGUGGACGACUUCCGUGACGAAGAAGCUGCAAGAGAUGCAGUGGCACAGGUGGCCAAAGACAUGCCAUGCACAUUCGCCGCA